This is a messenger RNA of Oncorhynchus masou masou (cherry salmon), 4642 nucleotides long. Its product is annotated as E3 ubiquitin-protein ligase RNF19A. The transcript is spliced from 12 exons. Gene Ontology annotation, cellular component: cytoplasm; ubiquitin ligase complex. The record is from RefSeq and is a predicted model, not a curated record. NCBI's taxonomy places the organism in Eukaryota, Metazoa, Chordata, Actinopteri, Salmoniformes, Salmonidae. Gene Ontology annotation, molecular function: ubiquitin protein ligase activity; zinc ion binding; ubiquitin conjugating enzyme binding. Gene Ontology annotation, biological process: protein polyubiquitination; positive regulation of proteasomal ubiquitin-dependent protein catabolic process; ubiquitin-dependent protein catabolic process. The coding region runs from base 1747 to 3711 and encodes 654 amino acids.
AGCCAAAACUACAGCCAUUAUUCAGAGGGGCGUUCUACUACUCUCCCAUUGACGAGCUAACGUUGUCUCACUCACAGGCGAUCAGCGCAGAGACAGUAGCCUUCCAAGCCUCAGUCUGCGAGUUGCCUAGCAACUAGGCUCCACUCUGGUUUGCCAGUUGCCCACUGACUAGAGACAGCCAUUAGUUGAGUUUUAGUAGUACAGAUCCCGGAGGCCCAUUGGAUGAAAACUAUCAGCCGGGAACAAGCUCAACAUCAUCUGACUUGGAUGAGGAAAAAGGACUUCAUGAGGCUGGCAAGAGACAAAGUGUUCAGUCUGAGUCCAAGGUCAUGCAGAUCAUGAAGUUCUGCCAGACCAGCUGCCAUUGGCCCAACCAACACAAGACGAUGCACACCAGCUGAAGAACAUUCCGGACCCUGCCUGGAACAUUCAGCCAACAAAACAUCUAUAUUGUUGUACUGAUGUAGUAUAAUGUAGAAUACCUAGUAUACUCACAACUGUAAUGUUGAUUUGAGUAGCAGCAGAAACCAAUAGUGUUGACUUCCAAAUGCUGGAUUAAUUCAUUGUGAUAUUUAAGAAAUCUAGUCAGAAGUAACUUGCUACAAUCUUACUACUGAAAGAAAAAAACAAUGAUACAGAGAGACCAACCAUUGACGUCAUGGUUUGAACACACCCAGCACAAAAACAAAAAAAAAUCCCAAAUUCCUCUCAUCACUCAUAAUUAUUUAGGGAGACUGGGAAGACACUCCAAAUAGUGUCUAGCUGUGAAGGUUACCUUUAAAAUGUCUGUGCUGGGAAAUGUAUCAAGAUCACCCAUGUUGCACAAGCCUUAAACUUACAUAAAUAUCUAAAUAAUAAUAAUAACUUACCUGACUUCCCUGUUAAACAACAUUUAAGCCUAUAGCCUGUCAGGUUGAUUGCAGAAUGUUAGCCUACAUUUCUGAAAUUGUUGAUUAUUUCAUUUCAAAUUUUUAACCCAUUUGAACCUGAAUGAAUGAGACUGGCACUGUAAUAUUUGAUGAGGCUGAGAUAUUUACGAAUCGGAGAGGGACUCUUUUCUGCGUUAUCCCAUUGGUCAAUGUCACUGCAGUGUGCCUCCUGCAGGCAGGCGGAUCGUUGCACCCCUCCCUCCCCAACACGCCUGCUGCUACUGGAAUAACCGGGAAGCGCGCUCUUACAACGGGGAUCUCCUCCGCAACGUCAUUCGCUAAAACCAUUUCUCGAACGGUGGGAUCUUGCGACGUAUUGUAGCUAAGCUUUGAUGGCCAGAUAUGUUGUAGAACAGUGUGAGGGUUGGUGCUGUUCGAGGGGAGGAGCUAGUUUUAAUUCUGGACUUCAAAUACAACAUGCUGGAGAGAGGGCGAGGGGCCGCUCGUUCCCCUUGGUAUAGAGAAGGAUGAAUGCCACUCUGUUCCAGCCUAACUGAGAACGAGGGAGCAACAGAGGAAGAGGUGGAAAGAGGAGAAGAACAAGUGAAGAAGAAGAUAUUGAGAUCCGUACUCUCGAUAGGGAUCCUCUUCGCAAUUUUUUUUUUCUCUCUGUUCGUCUCGCUCUCUCUUUUCCUCCGUCAUCGACAUCGUUCACUGCAGCGGCGCUACCUCUCCUAGACUUUGAGCCGUGAAGGGGCUCGAACACACACACACACACACACACACACACACACACGUUUGGUCUGUGUCCUGUUGAUCUGCUAAUGCUGGGUAAGCCUGGCUGCCUGCCUGCUCGCUCCAUCCCAAUCUCCAGAUCAUGAAGAGGCCCAAGCAACAGACUCAUCCCCUCAGCUUCCUCUCCUUCUUCAGCCGGAAGCCUAAAUCCGAUCCCAGGCUUGAGAGGCCUGCUGGGGCCCACAACAAGGAGGAGGUCUCCAUCACUCUCACACCCAGCGAACAUGCAGACCAGGACCAGAACAUCACAGCCGAAGAGGGCGGGAUCGAGCAAGGCGACUUCGAGGCUGCAUCGUCAGGGGUGACGGGUGACGACCCUGGCGCUGCGGUGGAGGUGGAAUGCUGCGGCGGCGGAGCCAACAGCUCUUCCACAGGUGUCCUAUCCCUCUCCUCUUCCAGCCAGGACCAGCUAUUGGACAAUCACCACUUGGAGGAGUGUCCUUUAUGCCUCCUCAGCCAACCACGAGGCCGGUUCCCUCGCCUCUCUUCCUGUUCCCACCGGGCCUGCUAUGACUGCCUGAGACAGUACCUGAAGAUUGAAAUCUCAGAGAGCAGGGUGGGCAUCGCCUGUCCGCAGUGCCCCGAGGCAUUUGCGCCGCAAGAUGUACGCACCAUCCUGGAUGACUUGACGCUGCUGGAGAGAUUCGAGGAGUACCAGCUGAGACGGUUUCUGGCAGCCGACCCGGACACGCGCUGGUGUCCUGCACCUGACUGCAGCUUUGCAGUGAUAGCGUAUGGCUGUGCUGAGUGUCCUAAGCUAAGCUGCGGGCGCGAGGGCUGCGACACAGAGUUCUGCUACCACUGUCGGCAGCUGUGGCACCCCGACCAGACGUGUGACCAGGCCCGACGCCAGCGAGCACGCCACACUUCCGGGGGAAAUGAUGCCUCCACACUAUAUGUCUUCAACGAGGAGCCUGGAGGAGAGUCGGAGGAGAUCAAGGCGUGUCCUCGUUGCGGGGCCUACAUCAUGAAGACCAACGACGGCAGCUGUAACCGUAUGAACUGUACUGUGUGCGCCUGUCAGUUCUGCUGGCUGUGUAUGCAAGAGAUCACCGACGUGCACUACCUCAGUCCCUCAGGUUGUACAUUCUGGGGGAAGAAGCCGUGGUCUCAGACCCGGAAGGUGCUGUGGCAGGUGGGCAUGCUGCUCGGCGCCCCAGUAAUCAUCUCUCUCAUCGCUGGCAUCGCCAUCCCCGUCAUCAUAGUGGGCAUUCCCAUCUACAUGGGCCGCAAGGUCCACGGACGCUGUAAGAAGAACAAUAUCUCAGGUAGUAAACAUUACCUAACGGUGGCCAGCGGCGUCAUGAUGUCCGUGUUCGUGUCGCCUGUCAUAGCUGCUGUCACUGUGGGGGUGGGCGUCCCGUUGAUGUUGACGUAUGUCUAUGGGGUCGUCCCCACUUCGCUCUGUCGGAACGGGUGGUGCCGGCCGCAGAACGAACCCCCAGAAACACAUAAGAUACAACUGGAAGACCUAGCCAGCUUCAGCGACCACUGGCCGGGACCGGGGCCAAGAGGCCAGACCAACCCCGCCCUCAGCGACACCAGUGUCCAGGAAGUCCUACAAGAUGUUAGGGUCAGCGUACAGGAAGUUGGCCUGCUCCCCAGCACCAGUAGUGCUGCCACGCCCCUGGAACCAGAUGCAUGCGCAGGAUUGGACAAGCAUCAGAUGCGUCAUGUUUAUACGCAGCAGGACAGCCAAUCAGACUGCGAAGGAGCUGGGGGUGCUGGGAUGCUGGAUAAGACACAGACAUUCUCCUUGCGGGAGGGAACAAACAUUGAGGUGCGUGUAGAGAUCGAGGCCCAUCCACGAGGCGCACGUCAGUCCAGCCUCAGUAGCAUCCUGUCCAGUCGCAGCCUAUCAGCUGAGUCCCUGGGUCGAGCACACACAGUAGGCCGCGCCCACUCGCAAGAUCACCUGGGCCAUGCCCACUCCCAGGAACAUCUGUAUGCCUCUGAACAUGAAGAAGAGAGUGGAGAAAAGGAGAGUGGAGGAAGAGAGGGAGAAUGCAGGGACCACCUGCAUGUUUUUGAGACGGACAAUGUCUGAGCUCCGCCUACUAUUUAGGCCACACCCCGCUUCCACUACAGGCUCCUACCACCAACUGUCUUCCUGCUCCACCGUCUAAGAGUCGGGGACAUGGAGAGAGAAAUGGAGAGAGAGAGCGACAGCGAGGAGGGAGAGAUGGGAAAAAGUGUGUUUGUGAAAAAUAGACUAAAUAAACAGGGCCGCUUGCCAACACGGAUGCAUCAAAACGAACCAGAAAUGACUGAAAGCAUGUUGAUCGACUAGUUUGGUGGGUGCUAGCCUCACUUUACUGGGUCCUUUCAGAAGACCCCCCCCCCUCCCCUCCCCCUUCCAAUCUAACACUGGUCGAUUUUAAAUUAUUAUUAAAAUUAUUAACAAGCCCUUUCUCUACCUACUGAUCUAGAGCCGUUUGUAUCAAGCAUCUCAGAGUUGGAGUGCUGAUCUCGGAUCAGUUUUGCCCUUUUUCGAUCAUGAUAAACAUGAUUAUUAUAGACAGAGAAUACCUGAUCCUAGAUCAGCACUCCUACACAGAGACACAUACAACGCCUUCCCCCCCCUUUCCAUCUGAGAUGCAUUGUAAGAGAUCUAAAAGCAUGUUUUGUUCUGUAGGGGUUAGCCACAUGUAACAUGCUGCUUCAACUCUCCUCCUGUCCGUUCCGUGUUGAUGAUGACAUGCCAUGGAACGUUGAGAGGCUACUGUGUACAAGGGUCUAAUGAAGGGAGGGGGGGGGAGUUUCAGCAUUGUCAGAUACCGUGUAAACCUUACUUUGUGCAACACGUUUUAACAGAGGAGCUAUGCUGGUCCAAUGCUGGUCCAACUUUACGGGACUUGUUGAAAUGCAGUCGCCCUCAACUAUGACUCGUUGGGGGAUCUCAGUGAAUUUCAUAGUAGACCACUUUGACCAAACUGGUUAUCAAGCUGUCCCCUUGUAUCACAAGCUUUCAUUGUGGG